UUUUAGUUCCUGCAGCGGUUACUCACUGCCAAGUGCCUGGUUUUGUGGUUUCGGCAGCUGGGAGGGUUCGACCUCGUUUGUCCGCUGGCUCCGUCAUGUUGUUUCGUGCUGCAUCCCUGCGACUUUAUUUGUCCAUCGCACUGGGUGGGGAAGCGGGCGGACACCAGGAUGGGUUGUCGAUGUGAAGCUGGGCAGUAAAAGCCUGCUCUGUGUGUAUUCACUGUUAGCGGUGGGGAGGAUGAGCCGCCGAUGCUCCCCGAACCGGCCCUGCACUCUGCUCCUGCUAGGUUUCCUCCAGUUGGCUUUCGUCCUGUUCCUGUACCGCCGGAGCCUCUCCGGCUCCUUCACCAGCUCCUUGUAUGAAGAGGAUCGCGGCGGUCACUGGGAUUACUCCAAAACUCACGAUGUUUACACCAACCUCAGCUUGGUGACCCCGAGCCCAGACAGGCAAACUUUAAGCAGGUGUCCGGACGAAUCGCCGCUGCUUGUUGGACCACUGACUAUCAGCUUUCAGAAAAUUCCAGUUAUGAGCAAAAUUGCAAGAAAAAAUCCAUAUGUUCAAGCUGGUGGACGGUACUCUCCCCCACACUGCAAAGCUCAAUAUAAAACAGCAAUCCUUGUUCCUCAUCGCAACAGGGAGCCACAUCUGCGUCAUCUUCUCUAUUACCUUCAUCCAUUCUUGCAGCGCCAACAGCUUCAGUAUGCAAUAUAUGUCAUCCACCAGACUGGAAAUCGAACCUUUAACAGAGCAAAGCUGCUUAAUGUCGGAGUAAGAGAAGCAUUAAAGGAUGAAGACUGGGACUGUCUGUUUCUACAUGAUGUUGAUCUUAUUCCGGAGAAUGAUCAUAAUCUGUAUGUCUGCAAUGAGAAAUACCCCAAGCAUGUGUCCAGUGCUAUGAAUAAAUUUGAGUACAGAUUACCAUACAAGAUGUAUUUUGGUGGUGUUUCAGCUUUGACUCCUGAUCAGUACUUGAGGAUUAAUGGCUUCCCAAACACAUACUGGGGUUGGGGUGGAGAAGAUGAUGACAUCUCGGCUAGGAUUUAUUUAGCAGGAAUGAAGAUAAUUCGAACUCCCCUCUCCCUUGGACAUUACAAAAUGAUAUCUCACAGCUUGGAUGUGGGUAACGAGAAAAAUGAGAAAAGAUUUGACAUGAUAGUAAAGGUAGCCCGGUCAUGGCGACUUGAUGGGAUGAAUUCCGUAGAGUACAACUUGCUUCAUAAGGAAGAGCUUCCUUUGUACACCAACAUCACCGUGGACUUUGGAAACAGUGCAAAAAUUUUCCUGUGGAAACUUGGAAUUCUUUGGAUACAGGUAGUCAUGUCUUCGUUUAAAGCUGGAAUUGGUUAGCAAAUGCUGCCCACACGUACACAUAUAUUUUAUGACCUGUACAUGAUUUUCAAGUAACUGAAAAUGGUUCAAUUUUUAAUGCUAAAAUUUGAUAUUCUUUAGAUUGUGCAGUAUAUAACCUUAUCUCUCUUACCCUCUGUUAGAUCACAUUAGGAGACAUCACUUUUGAAAAGACAUGUUAAUGUAAAUAAGUCUCAUACGGUAACAUAUUUUACAAACUGGGGAAGUGCUGUAAAUUCUGAUUUUGAUUUCAUUGUGAUAAGAGCAGAAUUCCACUUUUAUUAGAUGCAAGUUAUGAAAACAACCUCCUAUCAAUCCGAACAAUUGCCUAAUGCGAUUGUAAUCUAUCUUUAUACCAUGAAUACUGCUGCUCAGCAGUUUCAGAAUUUGCAAUUCCUAUCAUUACUUGGUAUUCUCCUUCUUCUAAACGUGUUUUUUGUAUGUAUACGAUAGCAAGUUGAGUUGUUUCCAAAUUCUUAUCAUAUUGAAUACAAGUGUGAUUAAUAGUUUCUCAAUUUUCUGCAAUGUAAGAAUUAUCUGUACAUAAUUUUUGGUAUUUUCCUGAUUCAGUAAAGACAUGUACAAAGUUUUAUGAAAUCACUUAUUGAACUAGUUAUUUAUUGAAUUGUAAAGGAGGGGAGCAAUGAAAUUACAGCAACAGUUAAUGUCUACAGUACUUGAGUAAAUGCUGUAUGCAAAGCUGUAAAUACAACUUGUUUUCAUGUGUUUUAUUUUACUAACUUGAUACAUUUAAUGCAAUAUAAGUAUUGGUUUUAAAUAAUCUUUAAUUGUAGAUGCACGGAAUGGUCAGUGUUAAUGACUAAUAACUGCUAGCUCUCACAACAAAGUCUGCUUUUAUUUAAACUUGUGUCUGGGUCCUGAAGGAUUUUUUUUAUGUCCAUUGCUGAAGUACAGGUUCCUGAAUACUUGAAGUAAAUGUGCUUGUGAUGUUCGGAAACCUUUUAUUUUGAACUUUGUUACCUUGCCUUUUACAUUGUGGAAAUUUUUUUAAAGGACUUUUCAAAAAAAAAAAGUUGAACUUGACAAUCUAAGACUAUUGCACAUGUUUCUCUUGUAGCCUUUGUGCUUUCUACUUCCUACCAAACCUGUUACUCACCCACAAGUGCAUUCAGCUGCUGUGUAUGUUUCUGGGCUCUUGCAUAUAAAAAUAAAAUCUU
Messenger RNA from Rhincodon typus (whale shark), 2526 nucleotides. RefSeq names its product beta-1,4-galactosyltransferase 3-like. NCBI's taxonomy places the organism in Eukaryota, Metazoa, Chordata, Chondrichthyes, Orectolobiformes, Rhincodontidae. The coding region runs from base 239 to 1348 and encodes 369 amino acids. Gene Ontology annotation, biological process: carbohydrate metabolic process. The record is from RefSeq and is a predicted model, not a curated record. The transcript has 7 exons. Gene Ontology annotation, molecular function: glycosyltransferase activity.